ACUUUUAUCCCCUGGAUUCUCCGUGGAAAUGUAGUGGUGUGUGCUUGUAUCAGUCCGCCACAGCUCCCUGUUGGACUUCUUUUUCCAGCGGAAGACUUUUUGUCCAACCGCGCGGCGCGUUUGUUUCAGGUGGAGCUGGGCUGUUCCCUCAGAGAUAAAAACUACUGACAACAUCCAGGUACAGUUCCAUCCACAACGUGUUUUUGGCUCCAUGGCUGCUAAUAUGACCCCUCAGGGCUGCGGCCUCGACCUGGACUCCCUCUACUACAACCUGUGCAGCCUCAGUGCUGUCUGGGGCAUCGUGGUAGAAGCCAUAGCAGCAGCUGGCGUCAUCUUUUCCUUCGUGCUCUUCGUUUCGCUUCUGGCCAGCAUGCCCUUCAUCAAAAGCCCCAACCAUAAAAACUCUUUGGCUCUUCAGGCCAGCUUUCUGUUCUGCACUGCUGGACUCUUCUGCCUGACAUUCGCUUUCAUUGUGGGGAAGAACUUCUCCACCUGUGCCUCGAGAAGAUUUCUCUUUGGGGUGCUGUUUGGUGGGUGUUUCGCCUGCCUCCUGAUGCAGUGCAUCAGGCUGAACAUCUUGGCCAGGAGGAAUGCUGGGCCCCGGGGCUGGGUGCUCUGGUUGGGAGCGCUGGGGAUGUGGCUGGUGGAGGUUGUCAUCAACACCGAGUGGCUCAUCAUCACAGUCGUUCGCCACCCGCUGCUUCCUGUCAAUGCCACGACUGAACCCAUCAGAGCCACUGCAACACCUUGUAACAUUGCCAACCAGGACUUUGUCAUGGCGCUGAUCUACGUGAUGGUUCUCAUCCUGGCUACGGUCAUGGCAGGUCUGCCCAUCAUGGCGGGCAAAUAUGCAGAGUGGAAAAAGGAAGGUGGUCUCAUUCUGGUGAUAAGCCUGAUCUCUGUGGGCAUCUGGGUGGCCUGGAUCGUCAUGUACGUGUAUGGGAAUGAACAAACUGGAGGCCCGACGUGGGACGACCCGACCCUGGCCAUCGCCUUGGUGGCAAAUGGUUGGGUGUUCAUCAUCAUCUACACCAUUCCUCAGAUUUGCUGUUUUAAUAGCGACGACGAGAUCGAAGAAGACUAUGGGGAGGAUGCUUACACGAACCGGGGAGUCGGAUAUGAGACGAUCCUGAAGGAACAUAACUCUCAGAAAAUGUUCAUGGAAAAUAAGGCUUUCUCCAUGGAUGAGCCAGGCCAAGGAAACAAGCCUGUGUCUCCGUAUAGUAAUUACACUGGUCAGAUGCGUGCUACGGUCUACCAACCAACUGAGCUGGCUCUCAUUACCAAAACAGUUGGAAAUCAACAGCGUGAGCAGUCCUUUGACAUGAUCAUUCCCAGAGCUUCCAUGGCCUCUGCAGCCAACAGCGGGAGCAGUACCCCCUCUACACACACUGAGCAUGGGAACACUUCACGCUUACAGACAAGCGGUCAAACUGUGCAUAGGACGCCCCAGUGGUGAUCAUUACGCUACACCUGCAGCUCGACUCGACAUCUGCUAUAACUUUGUCUCAUUCCUUCUCAUUUGCACUGGCUGACUCUAUGUUUGCUGUUUUUCACGGUUCCCUAAGCUGGCUCUACGAGGAACCCCAUAGGCCCCAGCACAUGGAGGUGAAUGUUAGAUCACCCCAGUGAUGGUGGUCAGAUAAACCCUCCAUUGACUGAUUGUGUGGACCACUGGGUGUCAGACAGUAGAGGGCUUAAUUCAGAGGAGAAAUCCCAGGGAUGAAGCUUUGCUUUCUGGAACAAAGUCUUUGUUGCAGAAAGAACAAAGACUUUCUGCAACAGACACCAUGUGCUGACAACAAACUUUCAGCUCUCAGCUGCAAACACACAGAUGCACAAGGAUCGUGCUGACAGUGCAAGAAUUUUUGGGGCACAGCGUACUCUAUAUUCACACUUAUUUAAUCAUUGAAUCAUAUUCCACCAGCCAAAAUAAAGAAACCAGUUGCAAGUGCUUAUGAUUAAUGGCUGCAGAAAUUUAGGUUUGAUUGUAGGAGUAAAUGCCAUCAUUUAUGUCUUCACAAAGUUGAAUUAUUGUAAAUACAGUAUGUUUGUGUUGGUAUCAUUAGUUUUGCACUGCAUGGAAGUAUUGUAAGGGUGUAUGUUGUAAUUCUAUUUAAAACGCUGCUGUGUGUUGUUUAAUUGUUUUAAAUUUCUACCAAUCAAGCAAUCAUGAGAUUUCAAAACUGAAUGGCUGUCUUGUUAAUUUGUUUCUUUCUUUGCUCAUUAAGUCACCAAAUUUCUGACACUUCACAUUUAUUAUUUCUGAAAAUAAUGCAGGGACAGUUGAGAAAAAAAAACACUAAAGCACCUGCUGCUGACAGGAAUGAAAUAAGUAAUUUUGCAAAUUACUUUUAUUAGUCAUGUGAAAAAAAUAAGACACCCUAUUAAAUAUUCAUGUCUUUAUGUAGAACUGUCCACAUAUCAAACUUCUAAUUUAUCUCUGGAAUAUAAUGUGAUAUAGUUAAACAAAAACUCAUUAAACAAAAGGCAAAAAAAAGUUUUUUAAGCUGAGAAACUAGGAGAGCCAACCUCCCUAAUAGUUUAAUAACUUCAGUGAAAUACUUGCAGUAAUUAUCUACUAGUCUCUACAUCAACCUGUCAUGUCACCCCACAGCAAACGUAAUUGACAUCUGGGUCUCUACUCAUCCCAGGACAUUCCAUUUCUUUAUACUUACACAAUUCUUUUUGGAUUUUUUUCAGUAGGUUUUGGAUUCUUGUCUUAUUGAAGGGUCCUGUUAUGCUUCAGCUUCAAGUUAGUUUUUUUUUUUUACAGGUCUAAGAAUUUCCUUAAACAGAUUUAUUUAUGGUAGAAUUCACAAUUCCUGGUUUCUGUACUAGUGAGCUGGCCGGUUUCUCCUUCAGCAAAGUAUCCCCAUCAUGACACUUUCGGCUCCAACUUCAUACGUAAAUUAAUGUAUAUAUAAAAAAACUGAAUCUGAAAGUGACUAACAACAUAAUAACAAUGACAAUAAGGUACACAAGCACAGACAAAAAUAUUUUUGUAAAUUGCCAUGUGAAUGAUGCAUCAGGGUUUCCAGUGAUUUCUAGGAAGGACAAAAAAGUGUUGUUGUUAUUGAUGGAAUUACUGUGACUGACAGGCAGGCAGCAAACCAUUUUCACCCAUCAGACAUUUACCCUGAGAGUAAAUAUUGAAUAGUUUCAAGGGAGCAAAUCAACUAUGUAAACUCUAUUCCUGUUGAUCAUUUACUAUUUUAAAAAAAAACCUAUAAACAAGCUAAAUAUAAAUGUGCUUAUCUAAAAUCUUCACUUACAACGAUACCUACCUUUAUAGACCAAUUGUUGGCUCAAGUUUAACGUCAUGUAUGGAUUUUUGUAAAAGGUAAAAGAAAAACUGCACCACUGUUGCUUCAGUUAGAGCUUCCUCAGCAUAGAUAAAGCUUCUGCUUGUAUGGUGGUUGUAAAACACUUCAGGAUGGGGGAUCAUUAUCUGUAGUGAUUGAUACACUACUUCAUUGUAUUUAUGUAUCAAAAUCUUAUCAAUUUAAUUAAUAAAAUAACUUCCUCUCUCUCUCUAAUCUUGAGGGACUGUCGGCCUCAUCCUCACAGUAAGGAUGCUCCUCUGAGGCUGGGAUGCUGUUAGUUCUGUGGCAUAGUAAGAAGCAAGAAGGGUUUCUUUUGCAGGAAAUCAGGCCCAAAUCACACAAAAAAUUUGAUUGUGGUCUCAGGAUCAGGCUUGUUAAAUAUUGAAUCUACUUCACUCCCAUCUUCUUCCUUCAUCCUGGCUCAGCACUAGUGCUCCCUCACAUACAUCACCCCAUCAUGACUACGGAGUGGAUUUGCCACCUCUCAUACACUAGGAAAAAUAAAUUUGUAAUUUUUGUUCCUUUCGCUCACACCUCUCCUACAUGCAUGCUUUCCAAAAGAGGAAACAGAAUAAUUCAAUCACAUUCAGAAGCUUAAUGUGUUUAACUUCAUUUCUAACUAAACAGCUGUGAAUGCUUCAAUCACUUCACACCGACCAUCAUAGGAGCCUCAACUUUGGAAUAAAAAGAUCAUUUCAGCUAAGUGCAAUGUCAUGAUGAAAUCACGUUUUACAAGUCUGGGUCAAAGUGUGGCAUCUCUGAACAAAAGUUGGGUUUCUGUGUAAUGAUACAUGAGCUUGUUUUAAUUUGCUUGUUGCAUUUUUUUUGUUGUAGAUUUGAGAAGUCAAAGGUAUUUUUUAAAUACAGACAUGCAUAGAGCUAACAAUAUAUAACAGUCUGAUGUAAAGUUGCUGCCAGGAAAAGCCCUGCGUACCAAUAUUACUUUAUUUUCUCACCAGAACACCUAAAAACUCUGAAGUUUCAAUUUAUUAGUGAAUAAGAUUUGACUUGUUGACUUGGGAAGUAGGGAAGACAGUGAGUCAAGGAUGGAUGCAGCAAUGAAGUGUUGGGACAGCCAGCUUCUAGCUUUCUAAAAUAUUUAACACAUUAUUAUCCACCAACAGUUAUGAAGUGUCGGCUGGUUGCGUAAUCAUGCUUGGGUUUCGAUGUUUUCCAACAGAUCUGGAGCCUCUCCUUCAGGCUCAUUUUUCAUUGUCUUCAAUAAAGCGGCUCAGGCUACUUGCUGCUGACGUAACACCCUGUUGUGGGCAGAGAUUCAUGCUGGAGCCACCUGCUGUGGCCUGAUAACCUUCAGGUGUCUCCAGGAGAUGAGGGGACAACAAUCUGUUUCUAUUUUUAGCCUCUGUCUGUGGUGCGUUUUGAUCAGGAGGAACAAGUUAUGCAAAGAAGUUCCUGCUGGGGACAAGAUAAGUCAAACGUUCAAUGAUUUAAAAAAAUAAAAAUAAA
This is a messenger RNA of Xiphophorus couchianus (Monterrey platyfish), 4793 nucleotides long. RefSeq names its product G protein-coupled receptor, class C, group 5, member C (gene gprc5c). The record is from RefSeq and is a predicted model, not a curated record. Gene Ontology annotation, molecular function: G protein-coupled receptor activity; protein kinase activator activity. The coding region runs from base 212 to 1459 and encodes 415 amino acids. Gene Ontology annotation, biological process: G protein-coupled receptor signaling pathway. NCBI's taxonomy places the organism in Eukaryota, Metazoa, Chordata, Actinopteri, Cyprinodontiformes, Poeciliidae. The transcript is spliced from 5 exons. Gene Ontology annotation, cellular component: signaling receptor complex; extracellular exosome; intracellular membrane-bounded organelle.